AUGGGUGAGCAAGUACAAAUACAAACUCAGCAACCUCAAGUAGUUUAUCAAGCUUGCUGCGGUAACUUUGGCAAAAUAUUACCGGAAAAUCGCCGUAAAACUUGCUAUGGGAUUGGUGUUACUAUGCUCAUUACGGGUAUUGUCAGCUUUAUAGUUGGCAUCGUUGGAAUUUUCACCACUGCUUAUUCAUAUUAUAGUCACGGCCAUUAUAUCUAUAUUCGCAACGCAACGGUCUUUGUUGGAGCUGAUAUUUGGGCUGGCGUAUUUUAUAUCCUAUGUGGCAUAUUUGCUAUCGCUUCUCACAAGAAUCGUGCUAAUUCACAUCUGAUGAACUCGUAUUUCGCGUUCGCCAUUAUUAGCUUUAUUUUGUCCAUUCCUCAUUUCAUAGUUAGCCUUGCCUACAUGGUUAGCAACCGCUUUGGAUUAUACAUUGGAGGCACUAUAUGGUUCAACAUCGUCUCUAUCAUUUUAUCCGUCUCUGGAUUUAUACUGUCCCUAACAUCAGUCGUUAUUUUAGGAAAUGGCAUUUAUUGUAAUAAUACAACGGCAACGAACGUUACUACUGUCCACUAUCAAACUGGUCCUAGCCAAGUUGUAGCAUUUCAACAAUAUCCAACUCAAUAUCCUAAUCAACCAGUUAUAGCUUUCCAACAAGCGCCAGUUUACGUUCAGACACCACAAGCUGGACAAGUCGCAUUAAAUUACAAUCAGACUGACAUUGGCGCUACGAGUAAAACUCAACUACCACCGCUGUAUGACAAAUUGCCAAAUGUGGGAGAAAAACAAAUGAAUCCUGGAAAUUAA
Molecule: messenger RNA, 804 nt
Organism: Trichoplax adhaerens
Lineage: Eukaryota; Metazoa; Placozoa; Uniplacotomia; Trichoplacea; Trichoplacidae
Exons: 5
Coding region: 1-804 (267 amino acids)
Source: RefSeq, a predicted model, not a curated record